AUGGGCGAGUCUAGUACCUUCUGGUAUUGCAGUAGCUCAACCCAAUGGCCUGAUGUCUUUGACAUCCUGCUCAUCUUGUUUGAAGCCCUAGGACUUCUACUGAACACUGCUGUAGCCAUCCUCCUAUUUAUGCUGCGAGGACCCUGUAAGACGAGCUUAGCACUCCUGCGAGGCCUGGUCGUAUCCUGCAUGCUGGCCUGUUGGGUCAACCUAGUCGAGGACGUAGCACCGAAAGUGCAAAAGACACCCAGCUACCACUUCAACCGCCUCCUCUGCAUCUUCUGGCAAAGUCGAUUCCUCUACUGGAUCUUCGUGGUUAUCGCCUCCCAAUUCCUCUUCUUUGGCGUCUACCGUUACCUGGACAUGACCGGUGCCGAUGACUACAAGAUGCUGUCAGAGGAAUAUCAGAUACCCACGUAUAGCACUGUAAUCACUGUCUUCAGUGUGCUAAUCACCGGACCACAGACCUUGUCGGUGAAUCUUGUGGGUGAUGACUGCAACUGCUCAAAUCGUAAGAUUAACAUCCCCUUCCUAUCGUUAAUAUACGCACAAGUCUACCUCUGGAUAGCGAUUCUGAUUGUUUUUGAUGGCAGCGUCCUGGCCUACAUCAGUGUUCGCCUUCGGCGUUUGUUGAGGACGCCGGCGGGCUGCAAACGUGAAGACAAGUUGGAACUGCUGCACUUCUACAACACAGGCCUCAGUGAGUGUCAGUUGUCUACUACUACCGCUGCGGCUGCUGUGUGUUCGAGCGGGAUAACGGGCUCAAUGUGCAUUACCCCGCUGUUCGUCAGUUAUCUGCUGUUCUUCUCCUAUGACCAACUCUACCAGUUCGCCAGUGCUGUGGAUCUCACCACUUAUGUCAUAGGCACCCAGGUUCAGCAAUGUGGUGAACUCUUGAUCAUUGGACACUUUGUCCUCGUGCCUAUCAUCAUUGUCGUCUACAUUCGUCCUCUACGACUGGGAAUGAAAAAGUGCUGGAGGAGACUGAUUGAUAAAACAUGA
Molecule: messenger RNA, 1002 nt
Organism: Dibothriocephalus latus
Lineage: Eukaryota; Metazoa; Platyhelminthes; Cestoda; Diphyllobothriidea; Diphyllobothriidae
Source: the annotation of a GenBank genome assembly